This is a messenger RNA of Eruca vesicaria subsp. sativa (arugula), 441 nucleotides long. The record is from the annotation of a GenBank genome assembly. NCBI's taxonomy places the organism in Eukaryota, Viridiplantae, Streptophyta, Magnoliopsida, Brassicales, Brassicaceae.
AUGGAUGCACAUUUCGAUGGAACAAUAUUUGGCCAGCUUGAACAGUUGAAAGUAUGUACUUGCGAGACCGAGUGGUUGGAUCUACUUAUGCGUCUACUCAAAGCUGCCCCUAAACUAAGGUUUAUCGUCCUUGAACUGUCUAAGAUCCAUGGCAUUAGAACUGAAGAUCCGCUCAUGUGCUGGAACAAACCGAGUCGUGUUCCUGAAUGUCUAUUGUCUAGUGUUGAAUAUUUGGACUGGAGGCAAUACCAAGGAACAGAAGAAGAGAAGCAAGUGGCAAGAUACAUCUUAGGAAACUCUGGUCGUUUAGGAUUCGCAACUUUCUAUCCCAAAUCGAAAAAUCCUGUGAAGAAUCUGCAGCUGCUCACGGAGUUGUCAAUGUCACCAAAGAGGUCUUCAAUCUGUCAGCUUGUGUUCCGUGGGAAUUACAAUCCUGCCUGA